AUGGAUUCGAAUCGUUCAUUGUUUCGACCUAACACCCAGUAUGAUGGUCAUUGGGACAAUGAAGAGACGGAGGACUAUGAACGAAUUUGCGAGCUCAUAAAGGAGAUAUCGUAUCGCUCGAAAGAAUCCCCUAGUGUCCACCAUAUUCUUGAUAGCUAUCAGAUACCAGAGGCGAACAACGUUGGCCUUUUAUCCCUACUUCAGAAGACUCUGCAACAUGGAGGCCGCAUCCCAGUGCCAAGACCAGAUUUGGAAAUGAUUACUGAUGCGAUUGAACAAACAUUUGUUGAUCAUGAACUGCAAGGCAAGGUAGCAAACAUCCUAGAGGAUAUUGUACAACGACGCCUGAUCAGCGGUAUCCCAAGUCAAAGCUAUGACACUAUUCGACAACACGAACCAGAGACGAGCCUUCAUGACGUAUCACUUAUGGUCAUCGAUUUAGAGGCAGACGCGGUGAGCUCUUCUCCAACCCUUUCGAUGCCUGGAGGUGGAGGCUCAAAAAAGAGGAAGAGGAGCGUUUUUGAGGAUAUAUACGAGUCUCAAACUACAAGCCAGGAGCCCAUUCUUGAGUCAAUCAUUACACCUUUGACCCUAACCCCACAUCUUGCCUCAAACUCGUCACAAGAUCCAGCUCGAGAUAUUCAUCAAGCAAUACUACAAACUCUCGAGGCGUUGCAGAAUAACAGGAUAGAUAAAGCCCAGAUUGGCUCUCUGCAAGUUCAACUGCAUCAAAUCUUUUUAUUCGCAGUAUCUUCACCCUGGCUUCAAGAUGUCACUCCAGGGGACGAUGCCACACGACUUGAUAAGCGCAAGAUCCUGAACCAGCUCAGCAAGCUAAUCCAACUCUUGGGUGUCCUCUCUGGCGUACAAAUCUCCGUGGGAGACGUGACCAACACGCUCAAUGUGACCAUUGAUGAAGAAGCAGAACGACACAUUACUACAUCUCCAUCCAUAAGCAAGGGGGCAAUACAAGGGGUCAACAAUCUGCUAGAAAGCGUCCAAAUAAACAAGCUACAAUACACUCCUGUACAUACCGCAACUGUCUCAAGACUUUUACGCGCGGUUACGAUCUCAAGACGCACCUCCGAACCCACACCGACGACCGGCCCUAUAAAUGCAACUAUCCUCUCCUCCCGUCUUCUUCCUCCACCAAUCCACCUUCAUCUGUCACCUCGCCACUCGACCUUUCCACAAGUCACGACCGCUGUACGGCGUCCUUUCACCGGCGACACGACUUGCAGCGACACAUGCGAGGACACGCGAGCGUACAAUUCAAAUAGUGCUCAAGAGAAGCAGCAGCGACCAAAGAAACCGACAAUACCACUACCAUUUGAAGGUGACUCGGCAGCAACCUGCAUCAAUGCUAGAUACGAACUUGUCCAAGUCCCUCCAGAACUGAAAAAGAGCGCACAUGCCUGGUCGAAUGUCUUUGGACCACAUUCACCUCGACGAGAUGGGGAAAGACAAAUACAAGAGGACAAUAUGAUAUAUAACGCUCCUAUGGAACUGACGUUUCGGCUAUCUGGAACUGAUAAGCCCAGAUGUACUCUUUCCAAUACCGUCCACGUGCAGCCGCAACAAAUAGAAGAGGCCAGCAAUAUUGAGAGAGGGGCUCCUGAAACCGGGGAUAUAGCUUUAGAAAUGGACAUCGAGUUGGAUCUGUUCG
Molecule: messenger RNA, 1666 nt
Organism: Acaulospora colombiana
Lineage: Eukaryota; Fungi; Glomeromycota; Glomeromycetes; Diversisporales; Acaulosporaceae
Source: the annotation of a GenBank genome assembly